This is a messenger RNA of Cyclocybe aegerita, 879 nucleotides long. The record is from the annotation of a GenBank genome assembly. Lineage: Eukaryota; Fungi; Basidiomycota; Agaricomycetes; Agaricales; Hemipholiotaceae.
AUGAAGCCAUCUUCGUCAAAGGCACCACCAGUCGCUCCAACCACGGUGAAGGACAAGAAGAAAGCCACUUUCCCGACGACGUGUACGAAUUGCUUGAACAUCCCGUCGGAUAAGAAGGAUCUGCAGAAAUGUGCUAGGUGUAAAGCAGUCUGGUAUUGCUCUCGAGAAUGCCAAAAACAAGAUUGGCCCGUCCACAAGGUUGAGUGCUGCGAUACGCCGUCCCAAUUCGGCUUCAUCUUCAAGAUGAUCCUCAACAUCAACAAGGACGACCUCCUCAUGCACAAGCUCCGACUCGCCGCCGCCCACCAACUCCGCCCCUUCCUUACCUCCCCCACACGCCCCGACCCCGCCACCUACGUCCUCAACGUCUCCUUGGUCCUCUGCCUACGUCCAUGCGCUGAAGAAGACUUCACCGCUCUGCGGACGCGGAGGGACUCGAUCGCACCACUUCUCGCGAAGGAGAUGUACGGCGGCCUGCGGUUCAUCGACGUGGUCGACACCUCCGACCUAGAGAAGUACCCCAUGGCACCCGUUGCACACGAACGAUUCCUCGAUCGAUGGCGGAAGCACCGCGAGUUCCUGGAUAGGCAGGGGAAGAGGGACACGUACGCGGUCCUGCUUCAGUUCAACUACAACUCGAAGUCGGUGUAUCUGACGGAUAUGGACCUCCACUCGAACGAUUGCCAGGAGGCGCGGAUGAUGGUAUACCAGAGCGCGUUGGACGGGACGAGGCAGUGGAGGAGACCUGGAAACUCGAUAUUGCGGCUCAUAAAUGCCGAUUUCGCGAGACAGGAGCAAGAGGUGACGAAGCUGCGAUGCGUCAUGGGCGACGAAGAUAAGCAGACCAUCAGGGACUGUGCGUUGUAUGCAGCGGAGUAA